Clonostachys rhizophaga is the source of this 2496-nucleotide messenger RNA. The record is from the annotation of a GenBank genome assembly. NCBI's taxonomy places the organism in Eukaryota, Fungi, Ascomycota, Sordariomycetes, Hypocreales, Bionectriaceae.
AUGAGGCUGGAUGUGAAGCGCCAGCUCUAUGCCCGCAGCGAGCGGGUGAAGGGCAUCGACUUUCACCCUCAGGAGCCAUGGAUUCUCACGACCCUUUACAGUGGACACGUCUACAUCUGGUCGUACGAGACGCAACAAAUUGUCAAAACCUUUGAGCUCACCGAUGUCCCCGUCCGUGCCGGUCGAUUCGUCGCCCGCAAAAACUGGAUUGUCUGCGGUUCCGAUGACUUCCAGAUCCGAGUCUACAACUACAACACCUCAGAGAAGAUCACCUCGUUCGAAGCACAUCCCGAUUACAUUCGCGCCAUUGCUGUCCACCCUACGCAACCUUUCGUUCUUACCGCUUCCGAUGACAUGACCAUCAAGCUUUGGGACUGGGAAAGGGGCUGGAAGUGCGUGCAGACCUUCGAGGGCCACAGCCACUAUGUCAUGGGCCUCGCCAUCAACCCCAAGGAUACCAACACAUUUGCCUCGGCCUGCCUCGACCGAACCGUCAAGAUCUGGAGCCUUGGCUCUCCCUCGGCCAACUUUACCCUCGAGGCUCACGAGACCAAAGGUGUCAACCACGUCGACUACUAUCCCCAUUCCGACAAGCCCUACAUUCUCACGACCUCAGAUGAUCGCACCGUCAAGAUCUGGGAUUACACCACCAAGUCGCUGAUCGCCACUCUGGAAGGACACACCAACAAUGUCUCUUUCGCUUGCUAUCACCCCGAGCUCCCCGUCAUUAUCUCCGGCUCUGAAGACGGUACGAUUCGCAUCUGGCACGCCAAUACUUAUCGCUUUGAGCAAUCGCUCAACUACAGCCUGGAGCGCGCGUGGUGCGUCGCUUAUCAGAAGGGAAAGCAAGGUAUCGCUGUCGGUUUCGAUGAUGGUGCCGUGGUAGUGAAGUUGGGUCGUGAAGAGCCUGCCGUGUCCAUGGAUGCGUCAGGAAAGUUGAUUUGGGCGAAGCACAAUGAGGUUGUGUCAUCCAUUAUCAAAGGUGGAGAUGCCUCUAUAAAGGACAACGAGCCCAUUUCCCUCCCGACCAAGGAUCUCGGAACCUGCGAAGUCUACCCCCAGACCCUCCUCCACUCCCCCAACGGCCGAUUCGUUUCCGUAUGCGGUGAUGGCGAAUACAUCAUCUACACUGCCUUGGCAUGGCGCAACAAGGCAUUCGGUUCUGCCCUCGACUUCGUGUGGGCCUCCAAGGAGAACAGCAACGACUUUGCCAUCCGCGAGUCAGCCAUGAGCGUCAAAGUUUAUAAGAACUUUGUAGAAAAGAGCGAGGGUCUAGACGUUGGCUUCCAGGCUGAGGGGCUUGCCGGUGGUGUUCUUCUCGGUGUUACCGGACAAGGUGGUAUUUCCUUCUUCGACUGGAAUACCGGUGGUCUAGUGCGACGCAUUGAGGUUGAGCCAAAGCAGGUCUACUGGUCAGAGAGCGGAGAACUCGUGACCAUUGCUUGCGAGGACAGCUUCUACGUCCUUCGAUUCUCGCGCGAGGCCUACGUUGAGGCAGUCCAAAACGGCCAGGUUGACGAUGACGGUGUCGAAGCAGCCUUUGAUAUUAUUACCGACAUUGCUGAAACUGUUCGAACCGGAGAAUGGGUUGGAGACUGUUUCAUCUACACCAACAGCACAAACCGACUGAAUUACCUCGUGGGCGACCAGACAUAUACCGUAUCGCACUUCGACAAGCCCAUGUACAUCCUCGGCUACAUCCAGCGAGACUCACGGAUCUACUUGGCCGACAAGGAUGUGGGCGUCACAUCCUUUGCGCUUUCUCUACCCGUUCUCGAAUAUCAGACCCUGGUGUUGCGUGAGGAUAUGGAGACAGCGGCGGAGCUCCUCCCCUCGAUCCCCGCGGACCAGCUCAACAAGAUUGCACGAUUCCUGGAAGGUCAGGGCCACAAGGAAUUGGCAUUGGAGGUGGCCACCGAUCCCGAGCACAAGUUCGAGCUGUCCUUGGCUCUGAACCACCUAGACGUCGCUCUGGAGCUAGCAAAGGAGGCCGAUGCAGAUCACAAGUGGAAGACGGUUGGCGAUGCUGCUCUGUCAGCCUGGGACGUCGCUCUUGCCGCUGAGUGCUUCACCCAUGCCAAGGAUCUCGGGUCAUUACUACUUCUACACUCGUCAACGGGAGACCGUGACGGACUGGACGCCCUGGCCAAGCAGGCUGAGGGCACGGGGGCUCACAACGUUGCCUUCUCGAGUUACUGGCUCCUGGGCGAGAUCGAGAAGUGCGUCGAGCUACUCAAGAAUACUGGCCGCCUAGCCGAGGCCGUCCUGUUCUCACAAACCUACAAGCCUAGUCUGACGGCGUCGGUCGUGUCAGAUUGGAAGGAGAACUUGGACAAGAGCAAGAAGGGCCGCGUCGCCAAGCUGAUUGGCGUACCGGGUGAGGACGAUGACCUGUUCCCUGAGUGGGACGAAUGGCUCAAGCUUGAGCAGGAGGGCGGGAACGUCACCGAGAUCGCCGAAGAGGAGGCUGCCGAGGAGGAGGCUGAGGAAGAGUAG